GGAAAGGUUGGUCCAUCGCUACGGCUGUUUCUCUUCAGCUCCCCAUCUGCACAUCGUUGCCACCAUGGACGAGCUCAUUCCCUUUGUAAUGGACAUCGUUCCGGUCGCUGCACUCUACGCUGGAGUGGCGGCCGUGAUCUUCGGCAGCUGGCCACGCAAGAAUCGGACGACGCCCAAGGACUUUCAGAAGCCGCUCAGCCUGUCUGAGGCGCUGACCGACUUCGGCGAGGCGGCCAGGUACGCACACACAGGAGAAAAUCUUCCAUCACCUCCAGUGUUCGCUCUCCCAUAGGGAUCUCGACGGGGCCCUGGAUUCCGUGUCGGACAUCCUGACGCGGCUGCAGACCAUCUUGGCACCUGGUGAGACCUUCAAACUACUGGUCGUGGGGAUAACUGGAUAA
Vitrella brassicaformis is the source of this 401-nucleotide messenger RNA. NCBI's taxonomy places the organism in Eukaryota, Vitrellaceae. The record is from the annotation of a GenBank genome assembly.